Messenger RNA from Emys orbicularis (European pond turtle), 2953 nucleotides. It is a transcript of the gene KPNB1, whose product is annotated as karyopherin subunit beta 1. Gene Ontology annotation, molecular function: protein binding; nuclear import signal receptor activity. The record is from RefSeq and is a predicted model, not a curated record. Gene Ontology annotation, cellular component: cytoplasm; nucleus. The transcript has 19 exons. NCBI's taxonomy places the organism in Eukaryota, Metazoa, Chordata, Testudines, Emydidae. Bases 82 to 2346 code for a protein of 754 amino acids. Gene Ontology annotation, biological process: protein import into nucleus.
UUGCAGACAUUGGGUACGGAAACAUACAGGCCCAGCUCAGCCUCACAGUGUGUGGCUGGCAUUGCCUGUGCCGAGAUUCCCAUGAACCAGUGGCCUGAACUCAUUCCUCAGCUGGUAGCUAAUGUUACAAAUCAACACAGCACUGAGCACAUGAAAGAGUCAACGUUGGAGGCAAUUGGUUACAUCUGUCAGGAUAUUGAUCCAGAGCAGCUUCAGGACAAAUCCAAUGAAAUUCUCACAGCCAUUAUCCAAGGGAUGCGAAAGGAGGAACCCAGUAACAAUGUGAAGCUAGCAGCUACUAAUGCACUCUUGAACUCUUUGGAAUUCACCAAAGCAAACUUUGACAAAGAGUCUGAAAGGCACUUUAUUAUGCAAGUAGUCUGUGAAGCAACGCAAUGUCCAGAUACAAGGGUACGAGUGGCUGCCUUACAGAACUUGGUGAAGAUAAUGUCCCUUUAUUAUCAGUAUAUGGAAACAUAUAUGGGUCCUGCUCUUUUUGCCAUCACAAUCGAAGCAAUGAAAAGUGACAUUGACGAGGUGGCUCUGCAGGGAAUAGAAUUCUGGUCAAACGUCUGUGAUGAGGAAAUGGAUCUGGCUAUUGAAGCAUCUGAGGCAGCAGAACAAGGAAGGCCUCCAGAGCACACUAGCAAAUUUUAUGCUAAGGGAGCACUACAGUAUCUGGUCCCAAUUCUCACACAGACACUAACUAAACAGGAUGAAAACGAUGACGAUGACGACUGGAAUCCCUGUAAAGCAGCUGGCGUUUGCCUCAUGCUUCUGGCAACCUGCUGUGAAGAUGACAUUGUUCCUCAUGUGCUGCCCUUCAUUAAAGAACACAUUAAAAACCCAGAUUGGCGAUACAGAGAUGCAGCUGUCAUGGCUUUUGGGUGUAUUUUGGAAGGGCCAGAGCCCAACCAGCUCAAACCACUAGUUAUUCAGGCCAUGCCCACUCUAAUAGAACUAAUGAAAGAUCCUAGUGUGGUGGUUCGAGAUACGACUGCAUGGACUGUGGGCAGGAUCUGCGAGCUGCUCCCUGAAGCUGCCAUCAAUGACAUUUACCUCGCUCCGCUGUUGCAGUGUCUCAUUGAGGGCCUGAGUGCCGAGCCCAGAGUGGCUUCCAAUGUGUGCUGGGCCUUCUCUAGUCUGGCUGAAGCUGCCUAUGAAGCAGCAGAUGUAGCAGAUGAUCAAGAAGAGCCAGCAACCUACUGUUUAUCCUCCUCGUUUGAGCUAAUAGUUCAGAAACUCCUGGAGACCACAGACAGGCCGGAUGGACACCAGAAUAACCUGCGGAGUGCUGCAUAUGAAGCUCUGAUGGAAAUAGUGAAAAACAGUGCCAAGGACUGUUACCCUGCUGUCCAGAAGACGACUUUGGUCAUUAUGGAGCGGCUGCAGCAAGUGCUGCAGAUGGAGUCCCAUAUCCAGAGCACAUCAGACAGAAUCCAGUUCAAUGAUCUUCAGUCUCUACUAUGUGCUACUCUACAGAAUGUUCUCCGGAAAGUGCAGCACCAGGAUGCUUUGCAGAUCUCUGAUGUGGUUAUGGCAUCUCUGUUGAGAAUGUUCCAGAGCACGGCUGGAUCAGGGGGAGUGCAAGAGGACGCCCUCAUGGCAGUCAGCACCCUGGUGGAAGUCUUGGGUGGAGAGUUUCUGAAGUAUAUGGACGCCUUCAAACCCUUCCUGGGCAUUGGACUGAAGAACUACGCAGAGUACCAGGUUUGUCUGGCUGCAGUAGGCCUAGUUGGAGACUUAUGUAGAGCCCUGCAGUCCAACAUCUUGCCUUUCUGCGACGAGGUUAUGCAGCUGCUCUUGGAGAACUUGGGGAAUGAGAAUGUCCAUAGGUCUGUGAAGCCUCAGAUUCUCUCUGUGUUUGGUGAUAUUGCCCUGGCCAUCGGAGGAGAGUUUAAAAAAUAUCUAGAGGUUGUAUUGAAUACUCUCCAGCAGGCCUCGCAAGCCCAGGUCGAUAAGUCGGACUAUGACAUGGUGGACUACCUGAAUGAGCUGAGGGAGGGCUGUCUGGAAGCUUACACUGGCAUCAUUCAGGGACUGAAGGGAGACCAAGAAAAUGUGCAUCCGGAUGUGAUGCUGGUGCAGCCCAGAGUAGAAUUUAUUCUGUCUUUCAUCGACCACAUUGCUGGAGAUGAGGAUCACACAGAUGGAGUAGUAGCUUGUGCUGCUGGGCUGAUAGGGGAUUUGUGUACAGCAUUUGGAAAGGAUGUACUGAAAUUAGUAGAAGCUAGACCCAUGAUACAUGAACUUCUAACUGAAGGAAGAAGAUCCAAGACAAACAAAACAAAAACCCUUGCUACCUGGGCAACUAAAGAACUGAGAAAACUGAAGAAUCAAGCUUGAUCUGUUACCAUUGGGAUGACACCCGAGACCCCCACUGGAAAUCUCCACUCUUUUGAAAAAACCCGGAAGUGAGGAGUGUGCACGGAUGCUGAAUGUUUGGGAAUGAGAGGAUGAGUGAGUGAGGCUUGAAACACACCACAUUGAAAAUCCCGGCACAGCAACAACAGCAGCAGCGCUGUUAGUGAGCUGAGCACUGACUUGCGUAGAAAACCUGACAUCGGCCGUCUUCAGGAAGAGGGAACGACUGGUUUCUAUCAAAAAUAAGCAGUCUCUUCUUCCGACAGAGACUAGAACUAGCUUUUCUGUCUUUUGGCCAGUGCGAAGUGGAAUGACUAGUUUCCUAGAGAGGAAACUAGGUUCACCUGUGGUGCUCUUUGUUUGAGGUCUGGCUUUUGCUGCUGAAGAGAGAUGGAGUCUGGGUCUCUGGCCCGCCUUCUGUAACCUUUGCCACACAAUGCUGUCAGUGCAUGGGAUAAAAGGAGGGGUGAAGGAUUUUCAGUCUAAGAGUGAGUGUGUGUGAAUGAGGCGGUAUCCACAUUCUCAACUUCAAGUCAUUGCAGUUUAUCUUUUCCCAAAAAAGGGUUAGCAGUUGCAUUUCAUAAACUAA